Molecule: messenger RNA, 1426 nt
Organism: Suillus paluster
Lineage: Eukaryota; Fungi; Basidiomycota; Agaricomycetes; Boletales; Suillaceae
Product: major facilitator superfamily domain-containing protein
Exons: 14
Coding region: 1-1314 (437 amino acids)
Biological process (GO): transmembrane transport
Cellular component (GO): fungal-type vacuole membrane
Molecular function (GO): transmembrane transporter activity
Source: RefSeq, a predicted model, not a curated record
AUGACACAGUUCGAAGUCCGCAAUGAGCUCAUAACGAACGAGAAGUUGGAUGAUCUGGAAGAGCUAGGACGUAAACAGUCGUCUGAAUCCUCGACAUCUUCAACAGAAUCUGAACCUCUGGAUGGCGGGCGUCGGGCGUGGGCAACUGCCUUUGGAUCUUUCCUAGUGCAAUUUUGUGGCUACGGAUAUUUAAAUUCUUUUGGAGUCUAUGAAGAUUUUUACACGCGGAUUUAUCUGACCAACCAACCACCAUCUGCAAUAUCAUGGAUUGGUGCAUUGAACUCGUUCCUCGUAGCCAAUCUCACUUUGAUAUCAGGUCUACUGUACGACAGAGGAUGGUUCUACCAAUUGAUGGUUGUGGGGUCGUCGCUCCAAGCACUGUCCUUGUUCAUGUUAUCCUUCGCAAAGCCUGGUCAGUUCUACUUGAUUUUUAUGGUUCAAGGUGUCCUUUCUGGGAUUGGGAUGGGCCUGAUGUAUGGUCCCAGCAUGGCGGUCAUCUCUCAGCACUUCUCCAAAAGACGUACAUUGAUUAUGGCUCUCGUCGCGUCCGGUUCUCCACUGGGUGCCAUUAUUCAUCCAAUCAUGCUUAAUCACCUUUUGAAUGGCACUGUUGGCUUUGCGAGAGGCGUCCGCGCCAGUGCGGGUUUGGUCAGUGCCCUGUUAUUGAUCGCCUGCUUAUUCAUGCGCACGAGAGUACUGUCAACGUCGACACCAAGUGCUAGCUAUAGUGCAGUUGCACGGAAAUGCUCUCGCGAGGUUCCAUUCAUCCUCAUGACCGCUGGGAUCCUGCUGUGUCAGAUCGGCAUUUUAUUCCCCGUUUUCUACUUACAACUGGACUCUAUCAAACAUGGGAUCGACGUCCAUUUCUCAUUCUACACGCUUGUGAUCAUGAAUGCUGCCUGUGUCAUCGGACGCUGCACAGCAGGAAUAAUUGCAGCGUAUUCGGGGUUGUUAAACUUAACCAUCGCAUCCACUCUCGCAUGCAGUGCCCUCAUCAUAUCCAUGAUAGCUCUGACUAAGAUAUCAAGUGUUAUUGUGAUAGGCAUUGCAUACGGCUACGUUUAUGGAGUUUACAUCGCAGCGUUGGUCCCGCUGGUGACUGUGUUGACCCCCGACCUGUCUGAGUUAGGGGCGCGAAUGGGCAUUUGCUUUGCUUUCACCUCCUUUGGUGGAUUACUCGGUGGUCCGAUAUCAGGCGCUUUACUUUCAUCUCAAUAUAGGUGGUUGAUACCGUCGCUCUUCAGUGGGUUCAUCUGUCUUACUGGCAGUUCGAUAUUUGUGGUGAUGCGCUUAAUCAUAUACCCCCGAAGAUAAUAAACUGCCACUCAUAGCUUGGCGCGAAAACGAAGUGUACCGCUUGUUGUAUGAAGGGUUUUGUCGGCGCCAGUAUAUACCCACGGUGGAGUAGACGAGAUUGGAACUAGAC